GUGACCUCUGUGCUGCUGCUGCGGCGCACUGCAGCAGCAGCAGCGCCGCUGCUGCUGGAUGGGGAGCAGCUGCAGCUUGCUGCAGUGUGGCUAAAUGGGGAACUUCUUGAACGAGAAGCAGCAGACCCCAGCAGCAGCAGCAGCAGCAGCAGCAGCAGCGGCAGCAGCAGCGGGGAGACAGCAGCAGCAGCAGCAGCAGCAGCAAAGAAGACGUACCGGCUGCUGCCGGACGGGCGUUUGCUGCUGCAGCAGGAGCUGCUGCCCGCAGCAGCGGGGGAGGCGUUCUUGCUGCGGACUGAGACAGACCUGAUGUUCUUUCCAGGUUCUCCGUGA
Eimeria tenella is the source of this 333-nucleotide messenger RNA. RefSeq lists its product as uncharacterized. The transcript is spliced from 2 exons. The record is from RefSeq and is a predicted model, not a curated record. The annotation marks the transcript as partial. Lineage: Eukaryota; Apicomplexa; Conoidasida; Eucoccidiorida; Eimeriidae.